CGAACAGAGGAGCCUUCGAUCCAGAAGUGCUCCAAAAAUCAUGCUGGAAGAGUUCUGCAACUCUACUUUUUGGAAUUCCUCGUUCCUGGAUAGCCCGGAGGCUGACUUGCCACUUUGUUUUGAGCAAACUGUCCUGGUGUGGAUCCCCUUGGGCUUCCUUUGGCUACUGGCCCCUUGGCAACUUCUCCAUGUGUAUAAAUCCAGGACCAACAAAUCUUCUAUAACCAAACUCUACCUCGCUAAGCAGGUGCUUGUUGGAUUUCUUCUUAUUUUAGCAGCCAUAGAGCUGGCCUUUGUACUCAUAGAAGAUUCUGGACAAGGCACAGUCCCUGCCAUUAGAUAUACCAAUCCAAGUCUUUACCUGGGUACAUGGAUCCUGGUUUUGCUGAUCCAGCACAGCAGACAAUGGUGUGUGCAGAAGAGCUCUUGGUUCCUGUCCUUAUUCUGGAUCCUCUCAAUACUCUGUGGCACUUUCCAACUUCAAACUCUCAUCCGGGCACUCCUACAGGACAGCAAUUCUAACCUGACCUAUUCCUGCCUGUUCUUCAUCUCCUAUGCAUUACAGUUAUUGAUCCUGAUUCUUUCAUCAUUUUCAGAAAAAAAUGCCUCAUCAAAUAAUCCAUCAACCACGGCUUCAUUUCUGAGUAGUAUUUCUUUUAGUUGGUAUGACAGCAUUGUUCUGAAAGGCUUCAAGGAACCUCUGACACUUGAAGAUAUCUGGGACGUUGAUGAUAGUAUUAAAGCCAAGUCCCUAGUCAGCAAGUUUGAAGCGUGCUCAGCAGGAGAGCUGCGGAAGGCCAGGAAGGCACUUGAGCGAAGGAAUCAGAAGAACUCCCAGCGGCACUCGGGAGCCAGGCUGCAUGACUUGAACAAAAACCAGAGUCAAAGCCAAGAUGUCCUUGUCCUGGAAGAAACUAAAAGGAAAAAAGAGGAGUCUGGGAUCACAAAAGACUAUCCGAAGUCCUGGUUAAUCAAGAGCCUCUUUAAAACUUUCUACAUGGAACUCCUAAAAGCAUUCCUAUUGAAGCUAGUGCACGACAGCUUCAUAUUUCUGAAUCCUCAGUUGCUGAAAUUUCUCAUCGCCUUUGCAAAUAAUAAUAAUGCAUAUGUAUGGACUGGCUAUAUCUAUUCAAUCCUCUUCUUCAUUGUGGCUCUCCUCCAGUCUAUUUGCCUUCAGUGGUAUUUUCAGUUCUGCUUUAUGUUGGGUAUGACUGUACGGACGACCAUCAUGGCUUCUGUAUAUAAGAAGGCACUGACCUUAUCCAACUCGGCCAGGAGGCAAUACACUGUAGGAGAAACAGUAAACCUGAUGUCUGUGGAUGCCCAGAAGCUCAUGGACGUCACCAGCUACGUCCACUUGCUGUGGUCUUGUGCUCUACAGAUUGUCUUAUCGAUCUACUUCCUAUGGGAAGAGUUGGGACCUUCAGUCUUUGCAGGUGUUGGAGUAAUGGUGCUCCUAAUCCCAAUUAAUGGGAUACUGGCCACCAAGAACAGGACUAUUCAGGUAAAAAAUAUGGAGAAUAAAGACAAGCGUUUAAAGAUUAUGAAUGAGAUUCUCAGUGGGAUCAAGAUCCUAAAGUAUUUUGCCUGGGAGCCUUCAUUCAAAAGCCAAGUCCACAACCUUCGGAAGAAAGAGCUCAAGAACCUGCUGACCUUUGCUAAACUGCAGUCUGUGAUCAUGUUCCUCUUAUACUUGACCCCAGUCCUGGUGUCUGUGAUCACAUUUUCAGUGUAUGUCUUGGUGGAUAGCAACAAUAUUCUGGAUGCACAAAAGGCCUUCACUUCCAUUACACUCUUCAAUAUCCUGCGCUUUCCCCUGGGCAUGCUUCCCAUGGUCAUCUCCUCCAUUCUCCAGGCCAGUGUUUCCAAAGACCGGCUGGAGAAGUACUUGGGAGGGGAAGACUUGGACACAUCGGCCAUUCGACAUGACGCCAAUUCCGAAAAAGCUGUGCAGUUUUCUGAGGCCUCUUUUACCUGGGACCAGGACUUGGAAACCACAAUCCGAGAUGUCACCCUGGACAUUAUGCCAGGUCACUUGGUGGCUGUGGUGGGCACUGUGGGCUCUGGAAAAUCCUCCUUGAUGUCAGCCAUCCUGGGAGAAAUGGAAAAUGUCCGUGGACACAUCACCAUCAAGGGCACUAUCGCCUAUGUCCCACAGCAGGCCUGGAUACAGAACGGUACUAUAAAGGACAACAUCCUUUUUGGAUCAGAAUUGGAUGAAAACAAAUACCAGCAAGUUCUGGAGGCCUGUGCACUCCUCCCAGACUUGGAAAUACUACCUGGAGGUGAUCUGGCUGAGAUUGGAGAGAAGGGUAUAAAUCUCAGUGGGGGUCAGAAGCAGAGGAUCAGCUUGGCCAGAGCUACCUACCAAGACUCAGACAUCUACAUUCUGGAUGACCCAUUGUCAGCCGUGGAUACUCAUGUAGGAAAACAUAUUUUCAACAAGGUCCUGGGCCCCAAAGGCAUAUUGAAAGAUAAGACUCGACUGUUGGUUACACAUAGCCUUCACUUUCUUCCCCAAGUGGAUGAAAUUGUCGUUUUGGGGAAUGGCACCAUCUUGGAAAAAGGAUCCUAUAACACUCUGAUGGCCAAAAAGGGCAUAUUUGCUCAGAAUCUCAAAGCAUACACCAAAGAGACGGGUCCUGAAGAGGAGACCACAGUUAAUGAUGGCAGUGAAGAAGAAGAUGAUGACUAUGGGCUGAUAGCCAGUGUGGAAGAAAUCCCUGACGAUGUGGCCUCCUUGACCAUGAAACGAGAAAACAGUCUUCUUCGUAGAACACAUAGCCACAGUUCUAGGUCCAGUGGCAGACAUCGAAAAUCUCUGAAAAACUCCUUGAAAAGUCGGAAUGUGGGGCCAAACCUGAAGGAGAAGGAAGAACUAGUAAAAGGACAAAAACUAAUUAAGAAGGAAUUCAUGGAAACUGGAAAGGUGAAGUUCUCCAUCUAUCUGAAAUACCUACAAGCAAUUGGAUGGUGUUCGAUAUGCUUCAUCUUCAUUUCCUAUGUGAUAAACUAUGUGUCUUUUAUUGGAUCCAACCUCUGGCUCAGUGCUUGGACCAACGACUCUAAAACCUUCAACAGCACCAACUAUCCAGCUUCUCAGAGGAACAUGAGAGUUGGAGUCUAUGGAGCUCUGGGAUUCGCACAAUGUGUAUUUGUAUUCAUAGCGAAUCUCUGGUCUGUCUACGGUACCAUCCAUGCAGCAAACAUCCUGCACAAGCAAUUGCUGAACAAUAUCCUUCAAGCACCCAUGAGGUUUUUUGACACUACACCCAUAGGCCGGAUUGUAAACAGAUUCGCUGGUGAUACUUCCACAGUUGAUGAAACCCUCCCUGCUACCUUGCGCAGCUGGAUUAUGUGCUUUCUAGGGAUAAUCAGCACCCUUGUCAUGAUCUGUGUGGCCACUCCAGCCUUCAUCAUUAUCAUCAUUCCGCUGACCAUCAUUUAUGUGUCUAUUCAGACGUUUUAUGUGGCUACUUCCCGUCAGCUGAGACGUCUGGACUCUGUCACCAGGUCCCCAAUCUAUUCUCACUUCAGUGAGACUGUGUCAGGUUUGCCUGUUAUCCGUGCUUUGGGGCACCAGCAGCGAUUUUUAAAAAUCAGUGAGGUGGGGAUUGACACCAACCAGAAAUGUGUCUUUUCCUGGAUUAUCUCCAACAGGUGGCUUGCAAUUCGCCUGGAGUUGGUGGGAAACCUGAUUGUCUUCUUUUCCUCCUUGAUGAUGGUUAUUUUUAGAGACACUCUAAGUGGGGACACUGUGGGCUUUGUUUUGUCCAAUGCACUUAAUAUCACACAAACGCUGAAUUGGUUAGUGAGGAUGACAUCAGAAAUGGAAACUAACAUUGUGGCUGUUGAGAGAAUCACUGAGUACAUAAAAGUGGAAAAUGAGGCCCCCUGGGUGACAGAUAAGAGACCACCAGCAGGAUGGCCCAGCAAAGGGGAGAUCCAAUUUAGCAACUAUCAAGUGCGCUACCGGCCUGAGCUGGAUCUGGUACUGAAGGGGAUCACUUGUGACAUCAGGAGCAUGGAGAAGAUUGGUGUGGUGGGCAGGACAGGAGCUGGGAAGUCAUCCCUUACCAACUGCCUCUUCCGGAUCCUAGAGGCUGCAGGAGGCCACAUCACCAUUGAUGGGGUAGACAUUGCCUCUAUUGGGCUCCACGACCUUCGGGAGAAACUAACUAUCAUUCCUCAGGACCCCAUCCUAUUCUCUGGAAGUCUGAGGAUGAAUCUAGACCCUUUCAACAGCUACUCAGAUGAGGAGAUUUGGAAGGCCCUGGAACUGGCUCACCUAAAAUCCUUCGUGGCCGGUCUGCAACUCGGCUUGAACCAUGAAGUGACAGAGUCUGGGGACAACCUUAGCAUCGGGCAGCGGCAGCUACUGUGUCUGGGCAGGGCUCUGCUGCGGAAAUCCAAGAUUCUGAUCAUGGAUGAGGCAACUGCUGCUGUGGAUCUCGAGACGGACCACCUCAUUCAGAAGACCAUCCAACAGGAAUUCUCCCACUGCACAGUGAUCACCAUUGCCCACAGACUGCACACCAUCAUGAAUAGCGACAAGAUAAUGGUCCUAGAUAAUGGGAAGAUUGUAGAGUAUGGCAGCCCCGAAGAACUGCUGAAAAACCCUGGACCCUUUUAUUUUAUGGCCAAGGACUCUGGCAUUCAGAAUGCAACCAGCACAUCACUCUAGCAGCAGGUCCCAAGGGUUUGGGAAGGACUCUAAGGAUUGUUCCUUGUUUUAUUUUUACUUUUUGUGAAAU
This is a messenger RNA of Chrysochloris asiatica (Cape golden mole), 4754 nucleotides long. RefSeq names its product ATP-binding cassette, sub-family C (CFTR/MRP), member 2 (gene ABCC2). The transcript is spliced from 32 exons. Gene Ontology annotation, biological process: transmembrane transport. The coding region runs from base 41 to 4684 and encodes 1547 amino acids. The record is from RefSeq and is a predicted model, not a curated record. NCBI's taxonomy places the organism in Eukaryota, Metazoa, Chordata, Mammalia, Afrosoricida, Chrysochloridae. Gene Ontology annotation, molecular function: ATP hydrolysis activity; ABC-type transporter activity; ATP binding. Gene Ontology annotation, cellular component: apical plasma membrane.